This is a messenger RNA of Trichechus manatus latirostris (Florida manatee), 5844 nucleotides long. It is a transcript of the gene PHKA1, whose product is annotated as phosphorylase kinase regulatory subunit alpha 1. Lineage: Eukaryota; Metazoa; Chordata; Mammalia; Sirenia; Trichechidae. Gene Ontology annotation, cellular component: phosphorylase kinase complex. Gene Ontology annotation, biological process: glycogen metabolic process. Gene Ontology annotation, molecular function: calmodulin binding. The record is from RefSeq and is a predicted model, not a curated record. The transcript has 32 exons. The coding region runs from base 1 to 3672 and encodes 1223 amino acids.
AUGAGGAGCCGGAGUAACUCGGGGGUCCGGCUGGACGGCUACGCUAGGCUGGUGCAUCAGACCAUCCUGUGCCACCAGAAUCCAGUGACCGGCUUGCUUCCAGCCAGCUAUGAUCAGAAAGAUGCCUGGGUCCGGGAUAAUGUGUACAGCAUCUUGGCUGUGUGGGGUUUGGGUCUGGCCUAUCGGAAGAAUGCAGACCGCGAUGAGGAUAAGGCAAAGGCCUACGAACUGGAGCAGAGUGUAGUGAAGCUGAUGAGGGGACUGCUACACUGCAUGAUCAGACAGGUGGAUAAAGUAGAAUCCUUCAAGUAUAGUCAGAGCACCAAGGAUAGCCUCCAUGCCAAGUACAACACCAAGACGUGUGCCACUGUAGUGGGUGAUGACCAAUGGGGACACCUACAAUUGGAUGCUACCUCUGUGUACCUGCUCUUUUUAGCACAAAUGACUGCUUCAGGACUCCAUAUCAUCCACAGCCUAGAUGAAGUCAACUUCAUACAGAACCUUGUGUUUUACAUUGAAGCUGCAUAUAAAACUGCAGACUUUGGGAUAUGGGAACGUGGAGACAAGACCAACCAAGGGAUCUCAGAAUUGAAUGCCAGUUCAAUUGGAAUGGCAAAGGCAGCCCUGGAAGCAUUAGAUGAACUGGACCUCUUUGGUGUGAAAGGUGGGCCUCAAUCAGUUAUCCAUGUCUUGACUGAUGAAGUACAACAUUGCCAGUCUAUUCUGAAUUCGAUACUUCCCCGGGCUUCAACAUCCAAAGAGGUUGAUGCUAGUCUACUUUCAGUUAUUUCCUUCCCAGCCUUUGCAGUAGAGGAUAGCCAGUUGGUGGAGCUUACAAAACAGGAGAUCAUCACCAAGCUUCAGGGUCGUUAUGGUUGCUGUCGCUUUCUAAGAGAUGGAUAUAAAACUCCUAAAGAGGAUCCCAAUCGUCUGUACUAUGAACCAGCUGAGCUAAAGUUAUUUGAAAACAUUGAGUGUGAAUGGCCAUUAUUCUGGACAUACUUUAUCCUUGAUGGGGUCUUCGGUGGCAAUGCAGAACAGGUUCAAGAGUAUAGAGAGGCUCUUGAAGCAGUCCUUAUCAAGGGCAAAAAUGGAGUCCCACUUCUGCCAGAGCUGUACAGUGUUCCUCCUGACAAGGUUGAUGAAGAAUAUCAGAAUCCUCACAGCGUGGAUCGGGUCCCCAUGGGCAAGUUGCCUCACAUGUGGGGUCAGUCUCUAUACAUCUUAGGAAGCUUGAUGGCAGAGGGAUUUUUAGCUCCUGGAGAAAUUGAUCCCCUGAAUCGUAGGUUUUCUACUGUACCAAAGCCAGAUGUUGUGGUUCAAGUGUCAAUUCUAGCUGAGACAGAAGAGAUCAAGGCCAUUUUGAAGGACAAAGGAGUUGAUGUGGAGACCAUUGCUGAGGUAUACCCCAUCAGAGUCCAACCAGCUCGGAUUCUCAGCCACAUUUAUUCCAGCUUAGGAUGCAACAGUAGAAUGAAGCUCAGUGGGCGACCCUACAGACACAUGGGAGUCCUUGGAACUUCAAAACUCUAUGAUAUUCGAAAAACUAUCUUUACUUUCACUCCGCAGUUCAUAGACCAGCAACAGUUCUACCUGGCUCUGGACAACAAGAUGAUAGUGGAAAUGCUUAGAACAGACCUCUCCUACCUCUGUAGCCGUUGGAGGAUGACAGGGCAGCCCAUCAUCACCUUCCCCAUCUCACACACCAUGCUUGAUGAAGAUGGAACCAGCUUGAAUUCAACUAUCCUGGCAGCACUCCGAAAAAUGCAGGAUGGCUAUUUUGGUGGGGCAAGAGUUCAAACAGGUAAAUUGUCAGAGUUCUUGACAACUUCUUGCUGCACACACUUGAGUUUCAUGGACCCUGGGCCUGAGGGUAAGCUGUACAGUGAUGAUUAUGAUGACAGCUACAGUGAGCUGGAAUCUGGCAACUGGAUGGAUGGCUUUGAUUCAACUAGUAAUGCUCGCUGUGGUGAUGAAGUUGCUCGUUAUUUAGAUCACCUUUUGGCACACACUGCUCCCCAUCCUAAACUACCCCCUACCUCACAGAAGAGAGGGCUAGAUCGGUUCCAAGCUGCUGUGCAAACAACCCUCGACUUAAUGUCCUUGGUGACCAAGGCCAAGGAGCUGCAUGUACAGAAUGUUCACAUGUAUCUUCCUACGAAGUUAUUUCAGGCUUCCCGGCCUUCACUCAACUUACUUCACUCAUCUCAUUCUCCACAGGAGGACCAGGGUCCCUCUGUUCGUGUAGAAAUACAUCUUCCUAGAGACCAAUCUGGGGAGGUAGACUUUAAAGCACUGGUUUUACAGUUAAAGGAGAGCUCAAGCUUACAGGAGCAAGCUGAUACCCUCUACAUGCUGUAUACCAUGAAAGGACCUGACUGGGAUACUGGGUUGUAUGAUGAAAGAAGUGCUACAGUCAGAGAGCUUCUUACUGAACUAUAUGGCAAAGUUGGAGAAAUUCGACACUGGGGCCUAAUCCGAUACAUCUCUGGGAUCUUAAGGAAGAAGGUGGAGGCCCUUGAUGAGGCCUGCACAGACCUUCUCUCUCACCAGAAACAUUUGACAGUGGGACUCCCCCCAGAACCUCGAGAAAAGACCAUCUCUGCACCUCUGCCCUAUGAAGCACUCACUCAGCUGAUAGAUGAAGCCAGUGAAGGAGACAUAAGCAUGUCCAUCCUUACCCAGGAGAUAAUGGUAUAUCUAGCCAUGUAUAUGCGGACUCAGCCUGGCCUCUUUUCUGAAAUGUUUCGACUUCGAAUUGGUCUGAUCAUACAAGUUAUGGCAACAGAACUAGCCCAUUCCCUUCGAUGCUCAGCUGAGGAAGCCACAGAGGGCCUGAUGAAUCUCAGUCCUUCAGCUAUGAAGAGCCUCCUUCAUCACAUUCUCAGUGGCAAGGAGUUUGGCGUGGAGCGAAGCGUUCGCCCCACUGAUUCAAAUGUCAGCCCUGCUAUUUCUAUCCAUGAGAUUGGUGCUAUUGGAGCAACCAAAACUGAACGAACUGGGAUCAUGCAGUUAAAAAGUGAGAUAAAGCAGGUGGAAUUUCGUAGACUGUCUAUCUCAACUGAGAGUCAGUCACCUGGAACCUCUGUGACUCCAAGUAGUGGGUCCUUUGCUAGCACAUAUGGUCAACAGACAUCUGUAGAUAAUCGUCAAGGUCAGUGGCAACGCCGAAGAAGGCUGGAUGGAGCACUGAACAGGGUUCCAGUUGGAUUUUAUCAAAAAGUAUGGAAAGUUUUGCAGAAGUGUCAUGGACUUUCUGUGGAAGGUUUUGUUCUUCCUUCUUCCACCACUAGGGAGAUGACUCCAGGCGAGAUUAAAUUCUCUGUUCACGUGGAGUCUGUCCUGAAUCGUGUACCUCAGCCUGAGUAUCGUCAGCUUCUGGUUGAAGCCAUCCUUGUCCUGACCAUGCUGGCAGAUAUUGAAAUUCAUAGCAUUGGAAGCAUCAUUGCUGUGGAAAAAAUAGUGCAUAUUGCCAAUGACUUGUUCCUUCAAGAACAGAAAACCCUCGGUGCAGAUGAUAUCAUGUUGGCAAAGGAUCCUGCAUCUGGCAUCUGUACUCUCCUGUAUGACAGUGCACCCAGUGGCAGGUUUGGCACCAUGACCUACCUCUCCAAAGCAGCUGCCACCUAUGUGCAGGAGUUCCUGCCCCACAGCAUCUGUGCAAUGCAGUGAGGGCUUUGGGUCCUGGCUGCUGGAAGCCUUCUGACAGUUGGUCUCUGCCUCGGUUAAUUAUGCAUGGAACUGAAAUGUUAUUGCCUGAUCACUUCCACCCUACCCCUUUCUAUCCCAUCCCACCCAAGAAGUGAACCUUUACCUGGAGGCUCACUUCUAGUGUGCAUAUGCUCAACCAGACAUUUCAUUGUUGGCCUUAAUUCUUUCAUGGUUCAUAGCAGUUUGUCUUUUUACUCUAUAGAUCUGUUACCAGCUUAGUUUUCUAACUCCUGUUUGGUGAGCAGAUAUUAAUAAUAACUGAUUCCUAAAUUUUGGUUUUUCUUAUCUGUGGUUUUAUUGUGAGUAUGAGGGAUGGGUGCACUGGGACAUUAUUUCAAAUGAGUGAACCCUAAUAUGUUGGAUUUUAUGCCACUAUAAAUUGGAAAUAUCUAUUCUCAGUGCCUUUUCUUAGGAAACGAGAGUAUUGGAUCAUGGUUUCAUUCUUUAUUCACAUGUUGCCUCACACUGAGUAAUGGAAUCAUUUCUGUGUAGAAUUAUUGUCUCUGCUUUUGCCUUCUCUGUAUCUAUACACAAUUCCUACUUUCACUUUGGUGAAAUAUUAAAAAAUGCGAGUGCAGUGUGUUUAUUUAAGGAUUUAUGUAUUAAGACUUAAAAUCACAUUUUAUGAAGAUUGCUGGUAUAUUUGCAGCAGAAAAUGCAGAAUGACUCAGAGAAAUGGAGCCAGGAACCUAGUUCCAGAGAGGAAGGGGAGAGAAGAAAAGAUGCCUGAGUAAUGUCUUACACAUAGGGAGCAGAGAGGGAAUCAGAGGUAGGUUAAUUCCCUGAAGAUAGCCUUAUGCACCUAAUCCUUGCCUCUGAAGAGUGAGCCAACAUAGAAAACACAGAGAAUAAUUGAAGCCUCUGGUUCUGGCAAAGAGAAAUCCAGCAGUCUAGUUUAUAACUGCUUUACUGAGCACUCUUUUCUUGUGUUCACCUGUUCUCUAUCACUUACCUACUUACUUUCUACAGCAUCCAGCCCCUCCAACUCCUUGCCCCCCCUAACUAUUCACAAACUCUUUCACUUAUAUUUUCACUUCCUAAUUCUAGUAUUUAUAUCUCUAUAUAUAUUGGUAUCUGUGGGCAUACAUCUGUUUCUUCUAAACACCUGCAUUUGUGUGUGUCUAAGCAUACAUGGGAAUUUUUCUGAAUUUCAGUAGUUUUGAUGUGUGUGUGUACACAUUUGACUGAAUGAGUAAGUAUGUAAAUACGAGUGUUGUGUGAGGGAUGUGUGUGACUGUGGCAUCAGGCUGACAAAGAAUAAUGUAGUAAUAUCUUAAGUCCUAUUUUCUGGUCCCAUGUAUAGGUAGCCUUGCUUGGAGAAUGUUUCUCCACAAUUUUUCUUCUCCUGAUUUGAGGGCAAAGACUUUGCUAAUUUCCCUAUUGUACCCAGACAGCUUCUUACUUCAUUCCCCUCCUUCCUCUCAGAUUUUGCUGGUUUCUCUCCAAGAAUGGGAAUGGGGAGGGUGAGGAUGGAGGAGGAGUCUGUAAGCGGUUUGCACAGAACCAAUGACAAUCUUAUGAAUACAUAUGAAUAAAUGGGCAUAGUAGAGUGGUAGAAAACAAAUGGUGGAAAAAAAGAGGAUGGCCAACCUUUUCAAUACUUCUUUUAGAGCAAAUGAAAACACACAGUAAGUAGUUUUCUGAUUACAUGGUUUUCUAGUCAAUUUUAAAGAAAAUUUACAACCUCUCUGAAACUGUUUGUCUUUUCACUGGCUGAAAGUGUAUCCCAGUCACAGGGAGUACAUCUGGAGUACCACAGGUAAAAGCCACCAUUCCCUCUUACACUACUUUGCCUGAACUGACACUGAUGGCUGCCCUUCUGGGUUUAGUAAAUUGUCUAAUACUAUGAUCCCCAUACAGUGAUAUCUAAUCUUUAAAGCAACUUUUAAAAAAAUGUAUUUGUAUUGUGUUUAUUUUAAGUGUGUGAUACUAACUAAAGAUGUGUUAGACUUUUGAUAAAAGCUCUUAUGUUUUGAAAAUAGAAUAAAGAAUUAAAAUUUCCAAUUAAGUUUAUGUCUGGUGACAAUGUGCAAAACUUUAUAUGUGUUUUUGUAGUUGGAAUUUAUAUCAUAGCUUUAUUUAACAUAUUCUUUAAUUAUACAAUAUAGUCAAAGCUCAUUAAUUGAGUCAAAG